Messenger RNA from Paramecium tetraurelia, 1274 nucleotides. RefSeq lists its product as uncharacterized. Lineage: Eukaryota; Ciliophora; Oligohymenophorea; Peniculida; Parameciidae. The transcript has 4 exons. The record is from RefSeq and is a predicted model, not a curated record.
AUGAGCUCCUAUAAAAUAAUUGAAUCGAAUGAAUAUUCAUUAUUAUUUGAUUAGACCUAAAAAUCGAAAGCCUUUGGUAGAGUUUCAGUCAUAUCAGAUUAAACAAUUCAAAUCAUAAUCAAGUUGGAUUUCACAAACAAAAAAUAUAAAUUUCAAUUAAAAAUUUAUUGUGAUUUUUUUAAUAUAAUUACAUUUGAACAUAUUCCUUGCAAAUAAUUAUUAGCCAAAUUUCAGUCUAAAAAAAAGUAUGAGUUUAUAAGCAUUUUUAAUACUCUCGUCAAAAUUAAUAAUAUCUUGAGAAUGUUUACCAAUGCCUUACUUUAGAUACAACAAAUAAUAGACAAUAAUUAUGAUCUCUAACUUAUCAAAGAGACUGUAAUGAACUUGAAAAAUGCAAACCAAGUAGAAAUAAUGGCUUUGAUGGAGAUAAUUCUUUAAUAAAUGUCAUCCUCAUUUAAUCAUGAAAAAGAAGCGUAGUUUUUAGACUUGUUGAAAGAAUUACAAUAUUUACUAUAAAAUAAAUUUACAACUCUUUGUGUCACUAGCGCUAACACUAAUAAUUUUUUAGAGUACAAAAAUAAGUGUAAUUCCUAGAAUAAAGGAAUUCUAUUACUAAAUCAUCAAGGAUAAUUUAUUCUAUCGGAUUAAAUAUCCAGAAACAUUGUAGAAUUAAAUUCAAAGAAAGAACUUAAAUAGAAGGACUUCUUCUCUCUUGUUAGCUAAGCUUCAAAAGGGAAACUAAAAAAGACGCUUCAAAAAUGUUGUUUAUUAUCGAACGGAAAAAGUAUGGAUUCAUUUUAAUUGGCCAUACAUUCUGACAGAAACAGAAAGAAAAGUCUUAAAUACUUAAAUUAAAUUGCCUCGAAUAAUAAAAAAGUUGAAAAGAUUAAGGCUGAAAAAAAUGUUUAAGAAAUGAAAAAAGAAUAAAUUUUGGUUGCAAAGUAUUUAAAAUCAAUAGAAGUGACAAUCUAUUAAGCCACUCUUCAAUUUGACAAGGAGUUUAUUGAAUAAUUUUCAAAAUCAGAUGAUAUUAUUUUGAGUAACUUGGAUAGUUUGAAUAAUACAAAUGCUAAUUAAUUAGCCAUUUGUGAAGUGAAAGAAAUAGAUGAACAACUAAAAUUUACAGAAAAAGAAUUAUUGUCAGAUGAUUAUAUCUCUAAACAUGAAACCAAAUGGGACAAAAGAGUUAAGAAAAUGAAAGUUUAAAAAUCUGAUUGAAGAUGACCAAUAUGAAUUAUUAUAAUAUAUAAAAAUUAUUAUUAAAUAAUUAGUAA